CCGCCUCCAUGGUGGUGCGCUGUCCAGCAUUUCAGCAAUCGGCGGCGGCGGCGGCGCCCGCGGGGAGACCGAGGACGCGGGGCCGUGGCAGCCGCGGAGCUGCCCUGGUGAGCCGAGCCGAGGAGGCGACCCGGAGUCGGCCAGGACAAGCGGGGCCAAAACGCCUGGCUCGAACGCCCGGCGGAGCGCGGCGGUCAGCGGGGAGGGCGGAGACCAGCGGCUCCGAGGCCAGCCGCUAUGUCCUCCACCGUUAACAACGGGGCGGCCAGCAUGCCGUCCCCGCCCGACGCUGCAAACGGCUUCCCGCAGCCCGGCGCCUCCUCCGGGACCUGGCCGCGAGCGGAAGAGGAGCUGCGCGCCGCCGAGCCUGGCCUGGUGAAGCGCGGGCACCGCGAGAUCCUGGACCAUGAGUACUCUGAAGAGGAGACGCGGCAGAAGGUCAGGACUUUCCGGCAGAUGCUGAUGGAGAAGGAGGGAAUGCUCACCAGGGAGGACCGGCCUGGAGGCCACAUCGUGGCGGAGACCCCGCGGCUGCCCGAGGGCGCCGAGCCGGGCCUGGAGUACGCGCCCUUUGACGAGGACGACAGCCCGGUGGACUGCGACUGCCCGGCCGCCUGCUACCGCGGGCACCGGGGAUACAGGACCAAGCACUGGUCCAGCAGCUCGGCAUCGCCCCCUCCCAAGAAGAAGAAGAAAAAGAAAGGUGGCCACCGGAGGAGCCGCAAAAAGAGAAGACUAGACUCAGAGUGCAGUUGUGGGAGCUCCUCGCCCCUGCGAAAGAAGAAAAAGAGUGUGAAGAAGCACCGCAGAGACAGGUCUGAUUCUGGGUCCAGGAGGAAGAGACGGCACAGAUCACGAAGCUCCAAGAGCAAAAGAAAAGAGAAGAACAAAGAGAGGAAGAGGCCACAUGUCACCGAGUCCCCAGGCCGGAGGUCCCAUCACCACAGCAGCGGCAGCUCCCACAGCCCCUCACUCACCUCCCAGGACAGUGAUUCCAGAUCACCCAGCAGGCUGAGCCCCAAGCACAGAGACGACCGGCGGAAGACGGGCAGCCAGCGGUCCAGCGGGAGCCGGUCGCCUUCCCCGUCGGGAGGCAGCGGAUGGGGAUCGCCCCAGCAGAACGGCGGCAACAGGCAGCGGAGCGGAGCGCACGGGGGCCGUCCAGGUUCGGCGCACAGCCUGCCCAAUAAGCCCAGCUCGCCCUCGCCCAGGGCCGGCGACCAGGCGGAGGCCGGCGCAGCCACGCCGCCCGCGCGGGAGAAGGAGAGCCCGAGCCCGCGCUCGGCGCCGUCGUCGCAGGGCAGAGGAGGCCGCGCGGCGGGCGGGCCGGCCAGAUUAGCUGAGCCCCUGUCGCCGUGCCCCUCCUUCAGAGCCAAGGAGCGGCCCCCGCGCGCCCGGCCGGCCAGCACCUCCCCGUCCCCGGGCGAGCAUGGCCGGCACGGCGGCCCGGAGGGGAAGAGCUCGUCGCGUAGCCCGGGCCCCCACCCGCGCUCUUGGAGCUCCAGCCGCUCGCCCACCAAAUCCCGCUCGCGCUCCGCGGAGAAGAGGGCCCGCAGCCCCAGCCGCUCGCCGUCGCCCAAGAAACCCGUGGGCCGGGACAAGGACGUCGAGGGCCGCGCGAGGCACGCCGAGGCCGAGGCCGUCCGCGCCCGGCGCCGCUCCCGCAGCUACUCGCCCAUCCGCAAACGACGCCGGGACUCGCCCAGCUUCAUGGAGCCCCGGCGCAUCACCAGUGCCCGAAAACGGCCCAUCCCCUACUACCGGCCCAGUCCCUCCUCCUCCUCCAGCUGCCUCAGCAGCGACUACUCAAGCCGGAGCCCCAGCCGCAGCCCCAGCCCUGGCCACAGCCAUGGAAGCUACAGCAGCCGCAGCCGUGGGACCCGCAGCCGCACGUGCAGCCCCUCCCGGACCCCUAGUCCCAGCUACCACAGCCGGAGCAGUUCAGAAAGUGGGGGCUUCUGAGCCCAGACAGACGCAGCUCAGUGCCCCCUGACACAGGGAGAGGCGAGGGGUCAGGCCCCAGGACUCAUGGGGGGCCCUACACCCCACUGCUACAAAGAGGUCCCAGGGCCAGGGAAGACCUUGGGGUUGGGCAUCCUGCAGACAAGGACGAGCUGGGUUCUGCUGCUUCUAAAGGGUUCCCACCCCCACCUCCUGCCAGCCCACUGUGUCCAGGGAACAAAGAGCUUUUUCGAACACAGGGAUCACCCUCCCCCGCUUCCUGCUUGAUGCCAGCUCACUAGGCUGGGGACCUCAGCUCAGUGGACCCAGAAACACCUCGGAAGGUGCCAGUCCUGAGAGCCUCCCCUACCCACUCUGCUGGACCCUUGGUUCUUCUCUAUCACUGGGCGGACAAAGAGGUGGAACAGCAAGCGGGAUCUAAGUUAAACUGAAGGAAGAAUGGCCUAACUCUUGGUGCACCACCAUCCAGGCUACGGAGCUACUUCCUUCUGAGCUGGCUGCAGGAGGACCGUGGCUGAGGACUGGAGGCUGGCCCCCCGCAGCCUUCCUAAAUCCCUCCCCUGGCCCAGGAGUGCCAGACCAGGUGGGCCACUAAGCCCCAGCCUCAGGGCUGGGGAGCUCACUUUUGAUCCCACCUCUUCUCUCCAGGCCAGGCUAUCCCUUCCAGCCCUCACCCCAUGUCCUAGGCCAAGACCACACCAGCCAGGCCUUCUGUAUGACAAAAGGUGGGACAUACAGGCUACAACUGCAUCUGACCCUGAGAUUAAAAGGGGUUCAGGUCAGGAGGUAGAAGAGAGUAGGGGUGGAUGAAGGAGGAGCCUGUGACAAAAGGGAGAAGCAAUGCAGCCUGCUGCUCUAGCAGGCCCUGGUGUCCCCAUGUGCCCCUUGUCUGGGACAUGGACCAGACGGCAGCACAGGGUCACAGGCAUAGAUAACAUGUGCUUCAGGCCUACCCAAGGGAGCACUUCCUCCUCAGGGUUUGGUGGGGAGAUGGCCAGCCAAGGCUCUCCAGAGAAGGGUGCUACAGCCCCUGGAAGAAAGGGUAUGAUCUAGUCUGAGGGCCUUGGCCUGGGGCAUCGAUAGGAAACAGUGGCCCCCAGCCCUCUUCUGCUGCUCCCAGCCCCCUCCUCCUGGGGCCCUCAGGGAUCUCACGAAGUCUUCCUUGGCCCAAUAGGGCAGAUGCCCUGGGCUCUGGUGGGGGGAGGGGUCUGGGGUCUGGUCCGGGUUCCCCCUCUCUCUAUUUCUCCCUCCCUCUCUCCGCAGUGCGGGUAAAACUUGGACUCUAAUAAAACACUCGGUGCCCGGAUGGCAGGUGGUGAAA
Hipposideros armiger (great roundleaf bat) is the source of this 3283-nucleotide messenger RNA. RefSeq names its product serine/arginine repetitive matrix 3 (gene SRRM3). The transcript has 15 exons. Gene Ontology annotation, molecular function: mRNA binding. The coding region runs from base 238 to 1962 and encodes 574 amino acids. Lineage: Eukaryota; Metazoa; Chordata; Mammalia; Chiroptera; Hipposideridae. The record is from RefSeq and is a predicted model, not a curated record.